Molecule: messenger RNA, 3969 nt
Organism: Lottia gigantea (owl limpet)
Lineage: Eukaryota; Metazoa; Mollusca; Gastropoda; Lottiidae
Exons: 18
Coding region: 1-2262 (753 amino acids)
Biological process (GO): SRP-dependent cotranslational protein targeting to membrane; post-translational protein targeting to endoplasmic reticulum membrane
Cellular component (GO): Sec62/Sec63 complex
Molecular function (GO): transmembrane protein transporter activity; RNA binding
Source: RefSeq, a predicted model, not a curated record
AUGGCUGGCAUGGAAUUCGAGUAUGAUGAAGAGGGGGGAACAUUUUUCUAUUUCCUCCUCUCUUUUUGGUCACUAAUUUUAUUUCCAACCACAUAUUAUCUUUGGCCAAGAAAUAAAUCACAAGAUGAUGAAGAAAAGAAAAAAAGAGCUUGUAUGUGUUUACCAUGUCUCGUGAAACAAAAACGAUUAAAAGCCAAUGAACCAUGGUUAAAAGCUAAACAGAAAAUAGUAAAGUUGAUAUUAAUAUUAGGUUGGGUGGUAUUUAUAGCCCUAGCUUACAAAGUAUCUAAAGUUCAACUGGAUUAUGUGGAAUAUGACCCUUUUAAAGAGCUUGAGUUGGAUCGUGGAGCAACAACAGCAGAAAUAAAACGUGCCUACAGAAAACUGAGUUUAGUUUAUCAUCCUGAUAAAGAAAAGACUGGAGAUCAUAAAAAAUUUAUGAGAAUUGCUAAAGCUUAUGCUGCAUUGACUGAUGAAGAAUCAAGAGAGAAUUGGGAGAAACAUGGCAACCCUGAUGGUCCUGGAGCUAUGAGAUUUGGUAUAGCUCUACCGAAAUGGAUAGUAGAAAGAGAGAAUUCUGUAUGGGUAUUAGGUGUUUAUGGUCUAGUCUUUAUGAUUAUACUGCCUGUUGUAGUGGGUAUAUGGUGGUAUAGAUCUAUAAAAUACAGUGGAGAUGAAGUAUUAUUAGAUACCUCUAGAUUAUAUUGGUACUUUAUUAAUAAAACACCCAAUAUGAUUCUCAGACGAGCUGUAAUGAUUCUAGCUGCAUCAUUUGAAUAUGAUAAAUUCCACAAUAGUGAAGUGAUAGAGAGACCUAGUGAUAAUGAAGUUAUACCAUCUCUGAUGAAGUUAUUACCACAUAUGCAAGAGAAGAAUAAAGAAAGACCAUUAUGUUAUCCAUACAGUGUUAAAGCUAGAGCUUUAUUAAUGGCUCACUUUCAGAGGAUUGAAACAGUUCCUAAUGAACAGGAAAUGGAUUUACAAUAUAUAUUAAAGAAAAGUACAUAUCUUAUCAAUGAAAUGGUCAAUAUUUGUGCUAAUCAAGUUUCAAUGGCAAUGGCUGGUAGAAUUCAUCAAGCCCCUAGAUUAGACACCAUAGAGAAUAUAAUGAAGAUCAGUCAAAUGGUAGUACAGGCUCUAGAGGAGAAAGCUAGUCCCUUCUUACAACUGCCUCAUAUGACAAAUGAUAUGUUACGUCAACUAAACAGAGGAAAGAAACCAGUGAGAUGUUUAAAAGAUAUAGCUACAUUAAAAGAAGAAGAAAGACGACCAUUAUUCCGUAGUUUAGGUGAUGAUGAAUAUCUUGAUGUAAUCAGUGUGUUAGCUAAGAUGCCUGACGUAGAAAUGAUAGUCAACACUGAAGUAUUAGAUGAUGAAGAUAACAGUGUUACAGCAGGAUCUAUUGUCACGGUAACAGUCAUAUUGAAACGUAGACCAUUAGAAGAUUUUAUAAAAGCAGACGGCUCACGUAAACCUGUAGAUUAUAAUCAACAAAAAGAUGGAGAGGAGGAAAAUGAAGUUGCAGAAGAAAAUCCAGAAAAAGAAAAUGCAGAAGCAGCCGACAAUACAGCAGUUUGGGAUAAAAGAAGGGGUAAAGGAAAAAAGAAACCCAACCCAGAAAGUAGAAAAGCUCUAUAUAAAGAAAGAAAGGCUAAGGCUAGAGCUGCUGAGGCGGAAGCAUUGAAGAAAGAACAGGAAGCACUCAAUGGACCCCAGAAUGGACCUACAAAGGAGAAUGAUGAUCAGGAUGAAGUAGAAAAAGAGUCGGAAACAGAAGAAAAUAAUGAUAAUGAAACCCAUAAAGAUGAAGAUGAUGAUGAAGAUUGGUCAAAAUUCCAACAACAGUCCAAAAAAGAAAAUUCAUUAGAAACAAAAGGAAAAGAAAGUUUCCCAGUUCACUGUCCAUAUUUCCCUAUUGAUAAACAAGAAUGGUGGUGGUUAUAUAUGGCCGAUCGUAAAAAACAUUUAUUAAUCACAGCACCUGUACAGAUUUGUAGUUUAAAAACAGAGGAGGAGUUCCAGUUGAAAUUCUGUGCCCCAGCUACACCAGGUGUAUUUCAGUAUUCUGUACAUCUUCGAUCUGAUUCUUACUUUGUUGAUUUUGAUAAAGUUGUCCAGUUUAAGAUUGAUGUGAAGAAAGCUAAGCCAGUUGAAGAUCAUCCACAGUGGGAUAUAUCAGAAGAUGAAGAAGAUGGAGAUCAUGAUGAUGAUAAUGAUACUGAAGAUGACUCUGAUUACUCAUCAGAGGAAGAUUCGGCUUAAAAUAACUCUGAUUUAUUUGUCCAAAUCAAAUUUUAAAAAAAUAACAUACUGACUAAAAUAGCACUUAAUAUGAUAUCAAAAUCAGAUUUUUAAAAACUACAUACUGACUAAAAUAGAACUUAAUAUAUCAUCUAAAUCAGAUUUUAAAAUUUACCUACUGACUAAUUAAUAAUCUUAUCAAAAUCAAAUUUUAAAACUACAUACUGAUCAUUGAUAAUGAAAUGCUCCAUAAACAAUUUGAUACCCAAAAAUCAAAGAUCUUGCAUCUGAGGAAGAUUCAGCUUAAAAUAGCCAUGAUAGUUUCGUCUGAAUCAAACUUAAAACAACUACAGACUGAGGUAGGCAAACAUCAUUGAUAAUGAAAUGCUCGAGAACCAUUCUGUAUUAAUCUUCAAAACACUAUUUCAGUCAUCGGUCAAAUCAGAUGUAUAAGAAUUGCUUUCUGAGCAAACUGUAUUUAUAAUGCUGAAAAAGAAUUGUUGAAACAUCAUACCCAAAUCAAAUUAAAUCAAAUCAAUCAAAGUUUUUUGUAUUUAUCCAAAUCAUAUCAGAAUUUGAAAUGACAGCAAUUAAUUACAAUCAGAGUAUGAAGUUCAUCAGUUUUCAAAGGGAUCAAAAAGAGAUAAUAUAUGAACCUAAAUGACUUUUAGAUUUAGAUAAGUUGGGAAUCAACAAUGCAUUUAUGUUGAUAUUCUACAAUCAAAGUUUUGGGCAUAUUCAAUUCUCAAGUGUAAGAAAAUUUGAAUUUUAUACUUGACUCUCAUAUGAAGUGUUAAUUUCAUGUGAUAUAAUUUAUGAUGAAAAUUGUGACAGAAACUGGUCUAAAUUUUAUUGAUUAUGUAAAUCAGUACGAGAGAAAUGAAUGAAGGAUAUGUAAAUUGUAAAUAGAAAUUAAUAUUAAUGUUAAAUUUAAUAUUUAUUAAUGAAUUGUUUCAACAAGUUUGAUGUUAAAUGUUGGCAAAUAUGUGAUUCUGAAUUCGGUAAAAUGUUCCUGAAUCUGACUAAUGUAAAAUAGUUCAAACAAGAUUCAGAAAGCCUAAUAGAAAACAGAGAUUAUCAGUCCUUGUAUUAAAAUGCAAUAGUAAAUUUACAAAAAAAAUGGCAUUCCUGGUAACUUGAUUGCAUUAAUUAAUUUGAAAUUUUUAUUUCAAUGCAAUGUUUACGUGAUUUUGUUGAGGGGAAGGUAAAGAUUUGUAUGGGGCAUUUUUUGUUCUUUGUUGUCAGUGUUCAGCUUUUGUUUUUAGAAAUUAUUUAUAACUGUGCCUUUGUUUAACAAUCUGAAAGUUGGAAAAUUGAAAACUAUUUAAUAUAUUCUUUGAUCAAUAUUCUGCUAAAGUGUUUAAUUAUAUCUUUUUUUAUCGCGAGUACUAUUCUAGUAAAUAUUGAGAUUUCACAGUUAUUUAUCCAACCUUUGAUUCAUAGCCUGAAAAUAAGCAGUAAAUUCUUAAAAAAAAAAUGAACAGCUUUACUACAAUCUACACAAUGUCAACCUAUUACGAACUGUAUUUUAUGAAGUAAUAGCUUGACAUUUUGGUGAUGCAUUAUUACUAAGUUAAGUGAUUGUUUGUUUUCAUGGCUCAGUUGAAACCUUGACCCUGUCAAACUGUAUGAGAGAUAGUGAAUGAUGUCUAUGUUCAGAAUGAAAGAUAAUGUACAGUAUGCAAUGCUAUGUAUAUUUUUGUAAAUAAAGUAUUUAAACAAUUUUAA